CCUGACUGGCUGCCCCUCAUGUGGAUUCUUGAUUCGGAGGGAGAUUUCUUGGGUGGGAAGCGCGUGUGGUUGCGACCAGGGCAAAAGUAUCUCUUCGGUCGGAUAAAGCAACAUGGAGCCGGGCAUGCCAUAGAACAUAACUCGAUAUCACGAAAGCACAUGGUGAUAGAAGUGUCUCCUGUGAAACCAGGUGAUGGGUCUCAUAUCUACGCAAAAUCGGAAAUCACAGUGAUCGACCAGAACUCCAAGUGCGGAACAGCAGUGGAUGGAGAACAAAUAAGGGGCGAGAGUGUCAGCCUGACCGGUGAGGAGCAUACUAUCAAACUGGGGAAGUACCAACAUUUGCUCCGGGUCAAAUGGCAACCUACCGUGCUUACAUUUUCCUUCUCAUCCAAGGAGCUCAAGGCAAAAGAUCCGUUAGCACAUGUCCGUUCCCGACUCGAGGAUUUAGAUAUCAAAACGAUCAUUCCAUAUGUCGUUGACAGGACCACACAUGUUGUGCAGAGCAAACGUAACACAGCCAAAGGCUUGCAGGCGCUGGUCAAUGGGAAAUAUAUCGUCGCGAACUCAUACAUCGACGCACUUGUCUACGCUGCUACGCCGAGUGAUUUAGAAAAUCUAGAGUCAUUGUCACCGUUAGAGGUCGAUUUCGACUCCGCAUGGCCGGACCCAACUGAGCACCUUCCGCCGCCGGGCAAAGAACUCGUCCCCAGGCCUGCGGAGUCAUUCGCACCAAACCCAGAUCGUGCGAACCUCUUCGAAGAUUAUACAUUUAUUUUUGGCGAUGCCGCACAAUUUGAAAAUCUACAAGACCCCAUCACGAAUGGGCAUGGGAAAGCUCUGUUAUAUCAUGUUGAGAAUGAGGUCACUACAGCAGAUGAGAUCGUACAAUUUAUGAGAAAUGCAGCUGGUCGUAAAGGUCUUGGGAGUCAAAGAGGCAGCCCCGGGGGAGUUGUUCUUGUUCGAUUUCGUGCGAAGGGACGCUACGAGGAAUGGUCUAUCGAGUUGAGCAACCAAGUUGCAUUGAAAACCGAUCAGCGUGUGAUUGAACAAGGCGAAUUUCUUGAUGCAAUAUUAGCAAAUGAUGCUUCGUCCUUGUGUCGCACACUGCCCUCACCUGAACCUACACCAAGUCAAGAGGGAAGUGCGGCACAAGUAUCACAAGCAGCCUCGACCACGCCCACUGAGAGCGUCCAAAUAGCCGAUUCCCAGCUAGCUGAGGAAACCAAUCAGCCAACUAAGGCGAAGCCAAGAGGCCCACGCGUGCGCAGCUUUGUUAGUAAAAUGAAAACAUUUGAUGAUGGUUUCGACAUUAAUGCCAUUCCUGCUCAUCCUCUGGACGAAGAGGAUGUUGUUGAAGAUUCGCUGUCGGCUAUGGACAUAAUGCCUUCAUCCGGGCAACAGUCACAACCGCGCAGCAGUUUACAGGAGGAAGACGAUGUCCUCUCUAACCUUCUUCCAGGAGCCAAUGCAAUGAAAAGACGUCGCCCCCAAACGAUGCCGAAAGCCUUAGGUGAUUCAACACCUCGUCCGAAGGAGGAAGUCCAUCGGCCCAAACGUCAGAAAUUAGACGUGCUUGAGGCUGCUCGGCAACAUCGAGAGGCAGAGGAUGCUCAACGUCAGCGCCGGGAGGAAGAAGAAGCUGAGCUCCAGAGCUCUCUGAGAGACGUUGAGAACCUAAAAGGUCUUGCUAUUGUGGAAGAAAUGGAAAUGCCGGUCCGAAAGGUUACUGAUGAGGAUAGCCGGUGGGAUGAGCAAUGGAACGGACGCAAGAACUUCAAAAAGUUCCGCAGGAAAGGCGAUCGCAAUCAACCUCGCCAUCGAAUACAAGCGGUCAUUGUUCCCCUGGAAGAAGUGACACGCAAGGACUUUGGCAUUGGAGAGCACUACUGGGUUAGCAGUCGCAAAUCUGCCGACCACAGUCAGGCAGAAAGUCGCCGAGAGUCUACUGUAGUAAUUGAGCAAGACACUGAAGAGUCUCGAUCUCAGUCUCUCGCUCAGACGAAGUCGGAGCCAACAGCCCCUCGAAGCCAGAAAAGGCUUCGAGAGGAGCGCGAGUCCGAUAGUGAUGAUGGACUUCGGUUUCGGUUCCGACGUAGGAGAUAGGAACAGGUUUUUUUGGCUAUCGUGCAAACCUCAAUGGUCCCUAUUCUCUCUUGUAGGACGCCCAAAUAUUGCCAGGUUCAGUUAUUUCUUCUCGCCUAGUAGCCGCUAUAAGAACCAUACCACCCGCCGUGAGAGUGCGAACGUGUUACUGGGUUUACAUGUCAAUGUUGGACACAGCAUUGAUAAUAUCUCUCCAGCGAUAUUCCUUCUAUCUUCUUUUCUCUCCUGCUAACCCUUUCCUCCAGCACACUCUUACCCCGUUAUGCGUGCUCGGAAGUAUACGCAACGACAAAGAUACUCAAUACUCACGACGCUAGUAUAGGUUGCAGCAAACGCUGAUGUCAUGCAAACAUUUUAUUGUAUGCCUAUCUAGUCAGAUGUUACUUCCCCGGUCAGAGAAAGCCUGGAGUUCAGCGAUGCUACUAUCUUUGUUUUGUACACCAACCGUCCUAACAGUCAUCCUUCUACCCAAUCCACCUCGUCCUCGUUGGUUCUCUGUCAUCUCCUCCAACCGCAGCACCAUCCCAACGGCCUUAUGAUCUUCAAUGAGUUUGGGACGUCGCUGUGCAAAAUACCGCGCAUAUUUGAACAAAGACCAAUAACAGCUAGCAACAUUUGUAAGACCGAUCAGAAUUUUGUAUGGCAUCUGCAGGUUAAGGUGUUAGGAUAAUUGCACGGAUUCUGGCCCAGAAGGGAACAUCGGAUGACCUACAUAAUACCAAAG
Aspergillus alliaceus is the source of this 2830-nucleotide messenger RNA. RefSeq names its product DNA damage response protein RcaA. Gene Ontology annotation, biological process: double-strand break repair via homologous recombination; mitotic G2 DNA damage checkpoint signaling. Lineage: Eukaryota; Fungi; Ascomycota; Eurotiomycetes; Eurotiales; Aspergillaceae. The transcript has 5 exons. Gene Ontology annotation, molecular function: damaged DNA binding; protein binding. The coding region runs from base 19 to 2106 and encodes 695 amino acids. Gene Ontology annotation, cellular component: Mre11 complex. The record is from RefSeq and is a predicted model, not a curated record.